AACUCGAUAGCUUUUUGUCUGAGAGAAAAAAAAAAACAAAACUUGUCGAGAAAUCGAUUUCAAUCAAAAUCCCCGACAACACCAACAGAGAAGACAUCAAAGCGGGUAAAAGGAAAAAUGGUGGUGAAACCAACGGUAGCUUUGAGAGGCAUCCUGGUAGGUGGAGUGGCGAUAUUCGCCAAAGUUGCAGGCGCUAUGAAGGCUGCUGGGGGUGUCAAGCUCGGUGCAGCUGCUACAGCCAUGACCGUGGCUGCAACCGCAGCUGUGUCUGGAUCUAAGCAAGAUCAAAAGGAUGAUGCCCUCAAGAAGAAGACACCACCUUCUAAGUGAAUAAUGUUACUCAUCUAUGUAAUUCUUCUUCCUUGAACCAAGUCAAUAAAAUAAGAGGAAACUUCAUGGUAGUUUUUUUUAAGUAUACUUCGGUUUCUUCUGCAGAAAAUUGUUUUGUUGUUGAAUAUUUUAUGAGUCUGCAACUUCUUACAAGCAUUAUUUGUAUAACAUAAGGAUUUGUAGAA
Raphanus sativus (radish) is the source of this 515-nucleotide messenger RNA. RefSeq lists its product as uncharacterized. Lineage: Eukaryota; Viridiplantae; Streptophyta; Magnoliopsida; Brassicales; Brassicaceae. Bases 118 to 330 code for a protein of 70 amino acids. The record is from RefSeq and is a predicted model, not a curated record. The transcript has 2 exons.